GAGGGGCCGCACCCGCCACCAACAUGCCCUUUGACUUCAGGAGGUUUGAUAUCUACAGGAAGGUGCCAAAAGACCUCACACAGCCAACCUACACAGGAGCUAUUAUUUCUGUCUGCUGCUGUCUCUUCAUACUGUUUCUUUUCCUGUCUGAGCUCACCGGAUUCAUAGCCACUGAAAUAGUUAACGAGCUCUACGUAGACGACCCGGACAAAGAAAGCGGAGGUAAAAUAGAAGUGAAUCUGAAUAUCAGCUUACCGAACCUGCACUGUGAAUUGGUUGGACUGGACAUUCAGGAUGAAAUGGGAAGGCACGAAGUUGGCCAUAUUGACAACUCAAUGAAAGUACCUCUCAAUAAUGGGGAUGGCUGCAGGUUUGAGGGCCACUUCAGCAUCAACAAGGUUCCAGGUAACUUUCAUGUGUCAACACACAGUGCCACUGCACAGCCUCAGAAUCCUGACAUGACGCACAUCAUCCACAAACUCUCAUUUGGGGAUAAGUUACAGGUCCAGAACAUUCAUGGAGCAUUCAAUGCCCUGGGGGGAGCAGACAAGCUCAGCUCAAACCCCCUUGCAUCUCAUGAUUAUAUACUGAAGAUAGUCCCCACCGUGUAUGAAGAUAUGAGCGGCAAACAGCGGUACUCAUACCAGUAUACUGUAGCAAACAAGGAGUAUGUUGCCUACAGUCACACUGGCCGCAUUAUCCCCGCUAUCUGGUUUCGCUAUGAUCUGAGCCCCAUCACAGUGAAAUAUACAGAGAGGCGGCAACCUUUGUACAGGUUUAUCACAUCGAUUUGCGCCAUUAUUGGAGGAACGUUUACUGUAGCUGGGAUCCUUGACUCAUGCAUUUUCACAGCCUCUGAAGCCUGGAAGAAGAUCCAAUUAGGGAAAAUGCAGUAGCGAUGAAACCAUUAUCCAAGGCUCCAGGGGCAGGAGUAAAGAAUGAGAACCCCCCCACACACACCUGUUUCUGUUUUUUCUAUUUGAUUGAAUCGAUACAUUAUUCUUUAGUCAGGUUAUUUGGUGAAGCUCUUUUUUCAACAAAUCAAAAAUCUGUCUACAUUUCAAAGCUCUGAGUCAUCAGCCCCCUCCUCGCAAUUUCUACAUUAGAAACCCCAAAAGGUUUCUAAUGUAGAAAUUGCAUUUAUGAAUUAACUCUCCAGGAUCCUAUAGAGUAACACUAGUGUCAGGAGGGUC
Messenger RNA from Emys orbicularis (European pond turtle), 1193 nucleotides. It is a transcript of the gene ERGIC1, whose product is annotated as endoplasmic reticulum-golgi intermediate compartment 1. The coding region runs from base 24 to 896 and encodes 290 amino acids. The record is from RefSeq and is a predicted model, not a curated record. Lineage: Eukaryota; Metazoa; Chordata; Testudines; Emydidae. The transcript has 10 exons.